Molecule: messenger RNA, 1830 nt
Organism: Periconia digitata
Lineage: Eukaryota; Fungi; Ascomycota; Dothideomycetes; Pleosporales; Periconiaceae
Source: the annotation of a GenBank genome assembly
CGCUUAAGGAUGUUACUUCUCCAUCUUUCCACAUUUCUAUUCGUCGGAGGGAGUGCUCAGACCCUACUGGCGAACCCAUUUCAUCGGGUAGAAGGAGGUUCGAACCAUUCGAUAGCCGACGGGUUACGUGUCGAUCUGGGGUAUGAAGUCUAUCAGGGAGUUGCAGACCCCGACAAUGGGCUCAAUACUUUCAAAGGAAUUCGCUUCGCAGCAGCUCCGACUGGAGAACUACGAUGGCAAGCUCCAAGAGUGCCGAAAUCGAAUCGCGACACCGUUCUCCCCGCCCAAGAUUUCGGUGCCGCGUGUCCGCAAUCGGGCAGUGGCAUGAAGCCUAGCCCGCCAUUUCCGGGUCAGUCGGAGGAUUGCUUGUCUCUGAGCGUUUACGCCCCACAAAAUGCCUCCGGGUUGCCGGUCUUCGUGUGGAUUCAUGGCGGCGGGUACGCUGUAUCGGCUGGCACGGAAGACUUGACGAAUUUUGUGCGCGAUAAUGAUCAUGAGGUGGUUGGUGUUGCUAUCCAGUAUCGCCUUGGUGCAUUUGGAUUUCUUGCAGGAGACGAGGUAUACAGAAACGGUGUCGUAAACGCUGGUCUUCUGGAUCAGCAAUUUGCGUUGCAAUGGGUGCAAGCCCAUAUUGAAAAAUUCGGCGGCGACCCGGGAAAAGUGACCAUAGCCGGAGUUUCGGCAGGCGCUGGAUCCGUGAUGCUCCAUGAUAUAGCGAACGGUGGGGAGUUGGGAACUUCGUUGUUCACGAAUUCCAUCGCUGCUUCGCCAUUUCUGCCACAGCAAUAUGGCUACAAGGAUUGGAUACCUUCGCAGCAUUACUACGCUUUCGCAACAGCUGCUGGCUGCCCACCGCAAUGGGCGUACGGGAACAGUUCGCAAACAAUCUUUGAGUGUCUUGUCUCUCGGGACACUGCAACACUCCAAGAAGCAUCGACCUCAGUGUCAGCCUCAGGAACCUUCGGCUCCUUCGGAUUCCUCCCAGUCACAGAUGGCACUUUCCUACAAUCUACACCUAGCGAGGCGCUGGCUCAAGGCAAAGUCAACGGACUCAACCAGCUGACGGGAAGCAACGCAGAAGAAGGGCGCUUCUUCGUGAUGCCGAACAUCACCAGUGAAAACGACCUCCUUGCCUGGAUCCACCAAGCCUUCCUACUUUUCACACCUGAUGAGACGAACGAGCUCCUCGAGCAUUAUCCUGCGAGCAAUCUUAGCGCAGACACGCCUUUCUACGCAACCAACGGGGAAUCAGGACUCACUGCCAUCGACGUGAGCCAGACCGCGAGCGGCCACCAACAGCGCGCAAACACGAUCUAUGCCGAAACCACCUUCAUCUGCCCCAGCUACUGGCUAGCCGACGCGUAUACCUCGUCAGGCAAAGCCGGAUACAAGUACCAAUACUCAGUGACCAACGCAGUGCACGGAGCCGAUACUCCGAGCUCACUGAACAACAGCCCAGGACCAAACACUGGUCCUGAUUUCAUACGAGCGUUUGGACGCAUGUGGGGGAACUUUGUGCGGGAUGGGAACCCGUCGAUUUCUUCUGAACUCGCCAAUGGCGCGCUCAGCAAUGUCUCGUCGAAGAGCGCCUUGGAGGAUUGGCCGACUUUCGCCAUUGAGCAACCGAGAAUGGUGAAUUUGAACCAGACGGGUGGUGAACUUCUGCCCAUGGAGUUUCUGGAUCCGUAUUUCAUGUUUAUGAACAUCAGUGUGUACCAGGGCCCUGAUUUGAGAAACGAUUUCAAGGUCGUGGAUGGAUCUACGUGGGAAGGAGGGCGUGGUGAGAGGUGCGAGUUUUGGAAGAGGGUAGCUGAAAAGGUCCCAGAAUAG